Molecule: messenger RNA, 449 nt
Organism: Rotaria sordida
Lineage: Eukaryota; Metazoa; Rotifera; Eurotatoria; Philodinida; Philodinidae
Source: the annotation of a GenBank genome assembly
AUGUUUCGAUUAGCUCAGUAUGUCCUUAGAGGAUCGCAUCAUGAGAUUAAAAAAUCAUUUUUAUAUUCAAAUGUUCGAAUGUAUCUAUCAGAUGCUUAUCAAGCAUUUGAUAAAUGGGAUGAAUCAUUAUCAAGUGAAAUUUUACAAAAAACUAAUAUUAGUAAACUUUUGAUUGAUGUUGAACAUAAAUUAAUUAGAAAGAAAUAUGUUAGUUCACUCGACAUUAAAAUUUCACUUGUUCCUAAUUAUCUUGAUCUUGGUCAAAAAGAACGUUUAUUACCUAUUUUACAUGAUAAAGUUAAAUAUGGAAUUUUUCUUGAUCGAUUUCCAGCUAAUCUUUUAUUAAAUGCAUUUUUACUUGAAAAAAAAUACAAAAGUAAAUAUCAAUUGAGUCUUUUUUUAAUUAUGUAGAGAUUCUAAAAUAGAAGCUGCACAAGUUUGUAUAGAUC